AUGUUUGGGGUAGUUACACCUACUCUAGACAGGUUUGGACCGGUUUUUUGCCCCGAGUUGAAAGGCUGAGUUCGCGGGCGCGGCUCAAUGAGAUCCCAAAGUCGUUGGCCAUCCAGUCUGCCCAUCCAGAGCUCGUUUAUAACUGCCCACCGAACACAUGACGCUUAAAAUGCACUGAGCGUACUGCUGCACAACGCGUCAAGCACGGUAUGGACGUUUUACGGACUGCGUGAGCCUUAGAUAAGAGCUUUACAGGAAGAAGGUUCAAGCUAAAGUGUGAAUGCAUUAAGGCUUUCACAUGUAGUUAGGGACUGCAUGUAUCGGGGCUGCAAUUCCACGGACAAGUUUGCUGCCCAGCCUCGAGACAGGCUCUUGCAAGGCAUCUAGCAUUUUAGGCCCACGGGCGCUGAGGGGCGAUGGGCUGCGGGGCUAGCUCGCAAGCGCAUACGGCGCCUGCUGCAUCUCCAGCAGCUCAGCAACGGGCAGACAGUGACGAUAGCAGCAGGCGAUUUGAGGCUGUCGCACCUGCAUUUGACCAAGCAGGCCCGAGCAGCACUGCGCAUGCAGCCAGCAGCCCUUCUGCGUGUGUCGACUCUGCUGCGGUCGUUUGCCAUGACUACACAGACGGUGAAGCAGCGAGGCCUGGGACAGAAGCAAACGCUAGUAGCAGUGGCGGCCGUAAGGCUGCUGCAGUUGCAGCAGCACCGGCAGCAGGACAUGGGGCGAUUAGCGCAGCAGGCGCGCACGGCGCUGCUGAUGACGCAGGGGGCGUGGAAGGUCAGCCGCCUCCGCAGGUGCAGCACUCAUCACCAGAGCAGCAAGCUCACCCUGAUCUCAUCAGCAGCACCAGCAGCUUGACGCCCUCUCUAAGUACUGCCGCUGCUACUGCCAAUGCCGCGGCUGCAGCAGACCCCGCCGCGUUACCAGCCUCUUCCGCCACUACUGCUGUGAUCCCUCAUCACGACACGGGUCUUCCACCCAGCAGUAGGGGUGGUCUGCUGCGCAUGCUGGCCGCCGGGCCACCAGACCAGCUAGCCCAGCCAUACGUCAGCCUGCAGCUGCACCAGACCAUGCACGUGCAGGGUCUUGCCACCACGGCCACGGCGCGGGUGACCGAUUUCGGAGCCAAGCUCACAGCCGCGGCAGCAGCCGAGGUGGUGGAGCUGUUGCAGGUGUGGCGGGAUGUGUGGUACUGCCACCCGCCUUGGGAGGACGUCAUGGACACCUACCAGGCACUGAAGCGGGACAGGGACCGGCGCCUGACCGGCUUUGAGGAUGCCGAAGCGUUCAGCACCUCAGCUGCUGCUUCUACCGCUGGCAGCGGCGGUGGGCCUAGGGACAUUAGGGAGGACGCCACCACCGGAGGGUCUGGGGCCGCAGCGGCGGACGGUGGCGCUGUCGGCAGUAGCACCAAAACAGGCGGCGCCGGCGGGCUGUGGUCUCAGCUGAGCUGGCCGGAGCGGCGGAUGAUGGUGGAGCUGACAGCUGCGGUCUCUUGCGGGGCCGCCAUCGGGGACUGCGAUUAUGGUCUCUACAUGCGGCUGCUGCUGCGCGCCCGCGCCCGGCGAGCCGCCAUUGAGCGGGUGCACCUGCGGCAUGCUGCGGCCGCCGCUGCUGCUACUGUCGCCGCGGGGCAAGAGCCAGCAGCAGUGGCGGCCGCAGCCGCAGGACCAGCGCCGGCGGCUCAGCAUGAUCAGGGUCGGCUGCAGGAGGAGCUGGAGGCAGCUGCGCUGGCGGCUGACAGGGAGGUGGCGGUGGUGCGGGAGGCCAACAUGAAGUGGGAGAACGCGAACGCGCCAGACGAGUUCAGCCGCGAGCGGGAGCAGCUACAGAACGCGGCGUGCGCCACCCAUUUCCCCACGCGCUUCGUGACGCCCGCGUUCCUGCGCGUCUUCGUGAGUCGCCACGGCCUGGUGGAGUUGCAGGGCGCCCAAAAGGCCGCGUGCCACCGGGAUUACGCAAGCAGUAUGGGCAGCCUGAACAGACUUCGCGGCGUCACGCACAACCUGACGGCGGCUCAGGUGUGGGCUCGCAUCGUGGCGCCGGCGCUGGAGGCGACUGGCGGCAUGUCGUACGCCGAGGCGUUCCUGUCGCAGGUGGUGCAGUACGACCAUUUCAAGCCGUACAGCGACACGCACUAUGCCGCGGCCAUGGGGUACGGCAAUCUAAGCUACGGGUCACGUGACGCGAGGGAGCUGCCGGAGCGGUACGGUGUGCUGGUGCCGCACACGCCGCACGUGAGCGUGGUGGAGCUGGCGCGCAGCUGCGGCUCGGCCGAUCACGUGAUCUACAAUAAUCACGUGGACGCCUGCCUCUGGCUGGACCUGUUCUGCAAGGGCUGCAUCCCCGCCACCUCUACGCCGUCAGCAGCAGCAGGGCAGCCCCAGCAGCAGUCGAUCGGGGUGGCUGGCGGCCCGCUGGCGGCGCUUGCGGGUCAGGUGGGCGGCCGGGCCCCCGGCGCUGACGUGCUGGCGCGCUGCACACACGUGGCACUGCUGGCGCACCCCGCCUGGCCGCUGUCCCUGGAGGCGCAGACGCAGCAGCAGACGCCACAGCAGCCGCUGCCGCCCGUGCUGUGCUGGCCUGUGAGCGCCCGGCGGCUGCUGGAGGCGGCGCAGUACGCGCCAUCGCCGGCACCACCACCGCCACACACGGCAACAUCAAACUCGGGUCGAAAUGGGGAGAGUGACGGCAUUCACGCCGCUGCCGGUGCGGCCGACAGCGGUACUACAGUUGCAGUAGCGGUGGACGCGCCUGCAGAUGGUGCGACUUCAACGCUAGGACGGGCUCCAACAGCAACGUGCCCUUCCACGGUCCUGACACCUGUGGUGCUAGGCCAUGCGUUUUCACUUUCGAUUAACGCUGAGGAGCAAGGCACCGUGCUUGCUCGGUUCAACGCGGCGCAUGAGCACCUGCAGCCGGCAGUCGAGGCACUGCUCUCGAUGUCAGACGCGCCCCCGGAGGUGGCCGCGGCGGCAGCAGAUGCCGGUGGACAGCAUGCUUGGCCGGCACUGCCGCCGAUGCCGCAGGCGCCUGCUGCCCUCACUUCGAGCGCCGCCCGCGACGCGCAGACGCUUUGGCUCCUGUACCAAGACGGCCUGCGCGCGCUGCUCACCAGGUCACUCGGCUACCUGGAAGACAUGAAGAAGACCCGCAGGCCGCAGGUGCCUGCGGAGAGAGCUGCUGCAACGGCUGCGGCUGCAGGAGACAGCCAGGGGCUUGGGGAUGACAGGGCCGCGGCGCCUGCAAGCGCCGCGGGGGCCCGUGUGGCUGAAGCGACAGCGCCUGCAGUGCUGUGUGUGGAGCGCGUGCUCCGACUGGAGGGCUACCCGCCGCCGCCGCCCACUCCGCCGCCGCAUGCUGAGGGAGGUGCAGCGGCGGCGGCGGCCUCGCUGCCGCCUCCGGCUGCCGUCGUGUUGCUGGAGAUGGUAGUGGAGGCGCAGCAGCUGGUGUGCCCCUCGGACAUGAGUCAGACGGAGGCGGAUGAUCUGGUGGGCGUGUGGGUGCGCGAGUGGGCCUGCCUGCCCGACUGGCACACGAUCAUGCGCACCCGCGCCGCAUGCAGCAGCAGUAGCAGCAGCAGUAGCAGUGCAGGCCCCGGGCGGCGGCUGCAGUGGGCUGACAUGAGCUACGCCCAGCGGCGGUCGGCGUGUGAGCUGUAUUUGUUGUACGGCCCUUCGGCUGCCAACUGGGCCCCCAGCAAGGAGUGGGAGGCGAAGAGCCGCGAGACCUCCAGCACGGGUGGCUUCGUAACGCCGGACUUCUUGGUGACCUUUAACGGCAUGCACCAGCUCGACAAAGGCAACUCCGAAGCCCUUGGUGUGUACCCGGGCCAGGCGGCCUGGAAUCCUCGCGGUUUCGCCAGUGGUCAUACCACCAGUUGGGUGUGUGCCAACAUCGUGCUACCAGCAACCAAGGGCUACGGCAUGUGCUAUGCCGACUCGUUCCUAUCGGAGGAGGCACACGCGGCGUGCUUGCCGUCUGCUGGCGAUGCCCGCCUCUUGGGCUGGCUGGCUGACGGUGGCACGGCUGAAGGCGGUGGUGAAAGAAAGGAGCGCAAGCAGCCAGCCUUCGCUAGCCAUGCCUGGGGCACGCCCUUCAGCGAAUUCCGACAGGGUCUGCAGAGCUGGAAGGAAACCGACUUCUGGAUUGACAUCUUCCACAAGAACCAGUGGCAGUCGGUGGCUGUGCACGACCUGUCGGACAACCUGCGGCUGAGCGGCCGCGUGGCGCUGGUGGUGUUUCCCUUCCCCUCCCCGCUGGUGCUCACACGGGUGUGGUGCCUGUUUGAGAUCAUGACGGCCCUGCAGCUGGACGUACCCAUCAAGCUGUGUCGCAGCCCAGCGGCGCUGGAGGGUUUCAAGAGCAAAAUGCUUAAGCACGCUAGUGGCCUCGAUUUCUCCGAGUCCCGCAUCACGCCAGAGAUCCUAGCUGAGGUGGAGGCUCUGGAUGUGUCCACGGCCCAGGCCACUGUGCCGGCCGACAAAGACAUGAUCCUGAACAUGAUCCGCGCCAGCAUCGGCAUCGACGACAUGAACAAGCAGGCUAAGGAGUUGUUCCUCAAGCUCCUGAACGAGGUAAAGAAAGAGCUUGAUGCCGCACAAGCAGAAGCCGCCUCCAACGUUUGCUUCGGCGGGGACGGGCUCGUGGCAGUGCUUCGGCCAACCGCGGCGGUGGAUUCGGCCAGUGGUUUGGCAGAGCUGCAGACAACGGGCCGCUGGCUAGGCAACACAGAUGAGGACCCAGGUGCAACGGCAAGAGCAGCCGGAAUGCAGGACGCUGCUACCGCCGCCGCCUCCUGCCAUGCGGCGCUUCGCCGCGUGGCGGAUGUGCGGCCGGGCGACUGGCUGGUCACCGCAGACGGCGGCGUGAGCCGGGUGGUGCUGGUGACGGUGGACGAGGUGGGGCCGGCCGGCAUGGAGGUGUGCGCACUGCCCUGCAGCGGCACUGGCACCGGCAGUGACAGUGGUCAACACCUGCUACUGGUGACGCCGGACCAUCCGGUGUUUGUGGACGGCGCGUGGCGGCUGCCGCGCACCCUGGCGCCGGUGCAGCUGCUGCCGGCGGAGCAGGUGCCGUACGGCGCGGUCUUCAACUUCGAGCUCGACCCGCCCGCCACGGUGGCGGUUAGCGGCGUGCAGCUGGUCACCCUGGGUCAGGAAUUGCCACUCCAUCCCGGCGGGGGCGCCACGGAGGAGAGCAACAAGAUGUACGGCUGGGGCUGGCGACGCCAGCCGGCGCGGCGCACCCGACUCCUGGCGCAGGCGCGGCGGAUGCUGCGUGGGGAGCGCAAUGGUGGCCACAGCAUGGCAUCAGGUGUGCCCGUGCACAUGGCGCCGCAAAAGCCGCAGCAGCGGCAGCAUGUGGUGGGUGGUAGCAAGGGGCGGGCAGCUGACGCCGCCACAGCUCAGCAUGGUGCCGGGAGCCGCCUGUGCACCAGGCUCCUGGUAUUCGGAGGCGACGGUGCCAAGAAGCAACGCCGACGGCUGGUGGAGGCCGUAUUUCUGGAGGUAUCGAUGGCUUUAAUCCUGUGAACGUACUGCGAAGGAGCAACAUGUGGCAUACGGUACUGUAGUGUGAGGGCGCGAAGCACUGAAUGGGCCACACGGGGGAUGAGGUCCGUGCAAGGAACGGAAUGUUCAUGUUGACGUGCAUUGGGUACCGGAAAUGCAUGCGACAGAUCGUCUCAGUGAGGCACCACUAAUUGAUUCGUUGACGCUCAGUUAGAGCGGGAGUCCUUGCAAGAGCUUCUGCAGCGGUCACUGUGAAUUAAUUGUAUCCGGCGGGCUGCCGCGGUUGACUUUGCAAUUGCGGCAACUAGGCCGUGCGCAGUGGCCAUUGGCACCUUGCAAGGUCCAUGUCCCCCUGGAUUCCACCUAUGGUUUCCUGCCAUACUCGGCUGUCUGACACUGCCUGCUGACCUACUGUGUGAACGUGUGUGCGGCCAGCAGACAUGCGCCACAUGGUCAUCACAUUGUGCUGCUGAGUGGCCACUUAUUUUGGGUAGGAACAUGAACCGGCACUUGCUCGCAAUUGACGUAAAAUGACAGUACGACUUCUUUAAGCACGCAGAUUUGCAGAAUGGUGACCGCGGGUUAGUAUUGCGCCCCCUUCAGCGGCCCUACAUGGCAGGGGUGCUACAUGGCCUACUGCCUUCCCUUCCCUGGCUCAGUACCAUGGCGGGGCAGCGUUUAUGUGCUCCCAUCACGUGCAUCCGGCACCUUCACACCUGCUGCUGGCCGACCUGACUGACAGGCCUGUACUUUCAAUGUUUAUCCCCUGGCUUCAGGGUGAUUCACCAGCCACGUGUAUAACACGACACGCAAGUCACUUGCCCAUUGGCCAACACAGACUCUGUAGCGACUUGCAUAAAGGCUGAACGCAGGCUGAACGCUGCUUGCUCUUGGGCUGGCCGCCCACAACUAAAUCCACCCUAACCCAGGUAUCAGGCCAAAGGGUUGGGAUGCUGUGCCGUCUGCGCAUCCUUUCAUAUCUCGGGCUGUUGGUUACGGCAUGGUUUUGCGCUUGCCGUAUGACGCUGAUUCCCCGCCUCCCUCGCCGUGAGAGGUUGUGCGUGGUUGGUGGCUUUAUGUGUGGGCACUAUGCACGUAUGGGCGACCGUUCUAGUACCUGGACGCUUGCGCCCUGGUUAGAGCGUGCGCUGUGCGUGUGUCCUGCGGCCUAGACGUUUCCCGGCACUCCUGUGCCUAGGCUUGUGGCGUUGAGGCACAGCGGUGGGGCUCUGGCGGGUUGAGGCUUGGCUAGGACUCACUGUGCGCGGAGUCACACGGAUUUUACCCGCGGGAGGGUUUGCAGCAAAGUCGGGGUUGGUGGAGUCAAGUUGGGCCCUGAUAGCAUGUGAUGGCUCGGCGUCUUCGGGUGCUGGGACUGUCCCCUCUGUAACAUCCGCAUUCA
This is a messenger RNA of Chlamydomonas reinhardtii, 6915 nucleotides long. RefSeq lists its product as uncharacterized. The transcript is spliced from 16 exons. NCBI's taxonomy places the organism in Eukaryota, Viridiplantae, Chlorophyta, Chlorophyceae, Chlamydomonadales, Chlamydomonadaceae. The record is from RefSeq and is a predicted model, not a curated record. Bases 417 to 5534 code for a protein of 1705 amino acids.